UUAAUGCAGAAGUGCCGUACUAAGGAAAUGGAAAACCUGGGGAAAUACUAUAUUGCUGCAUCCUAUGUAAAGUAUCUGGAGUCUGCAGGUGCAAGAGUUGUGCCAAUAAGGCUUGAUCUCGAAAAUGAAGAGUAUGAAAAGCUUUUCCAAUCUAUUAAUGGGGUCCUGUUCCCUGGAGGAAGUGUUAACCUCAGGAAGUCAGGUUAUGCCAACACGGCCAAAAUAUUUUACGACCUUGCCAUACAGAGUUUUGAUGAUGGAGACUAUUUUCCUGUGUGGGGCACAUGCCUUGGAUUUGAAGAGCUUUCAUAUCUGGUCAGUGGAGAGUGUUUAUUAACUCACACAGAUACCGUUGGAAUUACAAUGCCGCUGAACUUCACUAAAGGUAUAUUGCAGAGCAGAAUGUUCCGGAAUUUUCCUGCUGACUUGUUGCUGUCCUUAGCAAUAGAGCCUCUGACUGCAAAUUUCCACAAGUGGAGCCUCUCCAAGACGAAUUUUACGAUGAAUGAAAAAUUAAAGGAGUUUUUCAGUGUAUUAACUACAAAUAAUGAUGGCAAGAUUGAGUUUAUUUCAACAAUGGAAGGAUACAAGUAUCCAGUGUAUGGCGUCCAGUGGCAUCCAGAGAAACCUCCUUAUGAGUGGGGGUCAUUCGAUGGCAUUUCCCAUGCACCUAGCGCUGUGAAGGCUGCAUUUUAUUUAGCCGAGUUCUUUGUUUCUGAAGCUCGGAGGAACAGUCAUCGUUUCGACUCCGAGGCUGAAGAGGAGGAGGCGCUGAUCUAUCAGUUCCACCCUGUUUACACUGGAAACAUCUCUUCGUUUCAGCAGAGUUACAUGUUUAACUGAAAGCCUUCCGCAUCUAACAGAUUUUGCAUAAUUCCAUGAUGAAAUUGUUCUAAUAACUUGAUACCCAGGGCAGUGAUGGAAAGCCACAGAGAGUCCUUCUUUGUGAUGUCACUUGUCUCUGAAUCUUCAUUCAGUGUUUGACUAAGUAAUCCCAUUUGAUAAUCACGAGGCAGAUAAGGAAUCAUAGUGUAUUUCCUGUAAAGACUUGCUUUUAUCUCAAGAGCAGGAAAAAAUAAAUUUAUUGAAAAUACAA
Messenger RNA from Miniopterus natalensis, 1096 nucleotides. NCBI's taxonomy places the organism in Eukaryota, Metazoa, Chordata, Mammalia, Chiroptera, Miniopteridae. The record is from RefSeq and is a predicted model, not a curated record.